This is a messenger RNA of Rattus rattus (black rat), 3981 nucleotides long. It is a transcript of the gene Pik3r2, whose product is annotated as phosphoinositide-3-kinase regulatory subunit 2. Gene Ontology annotation, cellular component: phosphatidylinositol 3-kinase complex. Bases 1308 to 3476 code for a protein of 722 amino acids. NCBI's taxonomy places the organism in Eukaryota, Metazoa, Chordata, Mammalia, Rodentia, Muridae. The transcript has 16 exons. The record is from RefSeq and is a predicted model, not a curated record. Gene Ontology annotation, biological process: insulin receptor signaling pathway; phosphatidylinositol phosphate biosynthetic process. Gene Ontology annotation, molecular function: protein binding; 1-phosphatidylinositol-3-kinase regulator activity.
GGAGCGUGGGUGCCGCGCAGAACCGGGUUCCGAGCCAAGCGUGGGGCUGUGCAGCCUGAGGGAUAGAGACGGGGUCUCUAAGGCCGGGAGGUCCCCGCCCGCUACGGGGCUAAGAGCUUCGGGGCACGACCCCGGAUCUGGCCACUUCCGUCGUCCGGGGGGUUUUCGGGGUGCACGAGGGACUAGGGGCCCGUCUGUGUGAGCACGAACACUAUGCGUGCACCCUGGGCCCCUCCUUUUGCAUUGGGGGUUCCGCGAUACCCUCCCCCCCACCAUGGUGUGCAGACGUGCACUGCACGGGGGCGGGUAGACGGGUAGCUUUCUGAGGAGAGGCCUUUCCGACCCUCAGUUUCCCUACCUAUAACAUGCAGGCCACAAGAGGCCGGACAGUGAGUCACGCCAGUUACCCUGGAUCAUGGAACCCUAAGUCCCUCUAGGACACCUGCACCGGGUCCCCGAGAUCUGGGGAUGAAUCCCAGACCCUCCUCUUGGCACGCUAAGUGCCUAUUUGAGGGCCCCUUUCUGAAAGUCACUGUGCAUCCUAGGCAGGCGUCUUCCACCAUCAGGCCUUUACAGGGAUCAGUCUAUGCAUUGUCCUGUCCCCAUCCGAGGACCUGUCACUCUCGGUCCCCAGGAGGACGCAGAGAGGACCGAACAGCAGGCUGGAAUGGGGACCCAGGCUAGGACCCGAUGUAGUGGUGUCCAGCUCCUGUCCCCAUCCUACUGUGGCACUAAGGUGACCAUGGUCCUUCUUGACACCUCCCCUCUCUCGCAUCACCAGAGGAGAACCCCAGACUCAGGCAAGCUGGGGACACCCUGCACCCUGUCUAUUCCUCUCCUGCAGGAAGCAAGGCUUCUGUUUCCUUGGAUGCCCACCCAGGCCAUAGCUCUUGCUGGGCCAUGUCCACUGCUCAGGCUGGUAUCCCCCUGCUGAGCAUGGUAGCAGCCUGUGGUCUCAGUUCUCCCAUCUGGUGUCAGGCACACCUUGAAGAGCCAGCAAGCUUGGGCACCCACAGCCCAGCUAAUGACGGAGUGACCCACCUACCCCAGCUUGGCCAUCUGAUGGGGGACACAAGCCAAAUGAUUUGAGAAAACACCAGGGACAUCAUCAUCGCACAGGUGAUUAAAUGGUGGACUCUGUGACAAGUGGCUUUCAGUAAUGGCCAGCUAGGCAUGCGCGGCCCCUGAGGUCGCCUUUGACUUCUGGAAGUAGAGGUCUGCAAGCCUACCACACAGGCCACACCAGCCCAUGGGGCCCCUGGAGCCCCCGGGAGCCACCUGACUGUCCAGACCCCCCAGGCCCAGCCAUGGCAGGUGCUGAGGGCUUCCAGUACAGGGCUAUAUACCCAUUCCGACGGGAGCGGCCUGAGGACCUGGAGCUUCUUCCUGGUGACCUCCUGGUGGUGAGCCGGGUGGCUCUGCAGGCACUAGGUGUGGCUGAUGGAGGAGAGCGCUGCCCACACAACGUGGGCUGGAUGCCUGGCUUCAAUGAGCGCACCCGACAGCGAGGGGACUUCCCUGGAACAUAUGUGGAGUUCCUAGGACCUGUGGCUCUGGCUCGACCAGGCCCUCGCCCACGGGGGCCCCGUCCGUUGCCUGCCAGGCCCUUGGAUGGACCUUCUGAGUCAGGUCACACACUGGCAAGCCUGGCAGAGCAGUUCUCCCCACCUGAGCCUGCGCCCCCGAUUCUGGUGAAGCUGAUAGAAGCCAUUGAGCAAGCAGAGCUGGACAGUGAAUGCUACAGUAGGCCGGAGCUGCCCGCACCACGAACAGACUGGUCCCUGAGUGACUUGGAGCAGUGGGACCGCACCACCUUGUACGAUGCUGUUAAGGGCUUCCUGCUGGCAUUGCCUGCAGCUGUGGUGACCCCUGAGGCUGCAUCGGAGGCGUAUCGGGCGAUGCGGGAGGUUACGGGGCCUGUGGGGCUGGUGCUGGAACCCCCAACGCUGCCGCUGCACCAGGCUCUCACUCUGCGGUUCCUGCUGCAGCACCUGGGCCGCGUGGCCCGCAGAGCACCCUCACCAGCUACAGCUGUCCACGCACUGGCCAGUGCCUUCGGGCCCCUGCUGCUGCGUGCGCCUCCGCCAGGGGGCGAGGGUGAUGGGAGUGAGCCUGCACCUGACUUCCCCGUGCUGCUUCUAGAGAGGCUGGUGCAGGAGCAUGUGGAUGAGCAAGACACCGCCCCGCCAGCACUGCCACCCAAACCCUCUAAGGCAAAGCCGGCACCCACAGCCCUGGCCAAUGGAGGGAGUACACCCUCGCUUCAGGAUGCAGAGUGGUACUGGGGGGACAUUUCCAGGGAAGAGGUGAAUGAGAGGCUCCGAGACACACCUGAUGGUACCUUCUUAGUCCGAGAUGCAUCCAGCAAGAUCCAAGGAGAGUACACGCUCACCCUCAGGAAAGGCGGGAACAACAAGCUAAUCAAAGUCUUCCACCGGGACGGUCACUAUGGCUUCUCAGAGCCCCUUACCUUCUGCUCCGUGGUAGAGCUCAUCUCCCACUACCGACAUGAGUCACUGGCCCAGUACAACGCCAAGCUGGACACGCGCCUUCUCUACCCUGUGUCCAAGUACCAGCAAGACCAGGUGGUGAAGGAGGACAGUGUAGAGGCUGUGGGUGCCCAGCUCAAGGUCUACCACCAGCAGUACCAGGACAAGAGCCGCGAGUAUGACCAGCUCUAUGAAGAAUACACACGAACCUCCCAGGAGCUUCAGAUGAAGCGCACAGCCAUAGAGGCCUUCAACGAGACCAUCAAGAUCUUCGAAGAACAGGGCCAGACACAGGAAAAGUGCAGCAAGGAGUAUUUGGAGCGCUUCCGGCGAGAGGGCAAUGAGAAGGAGAUGCAGAGGAUCCUGCUGAACUCUGAGCGACUCAAAUCUCGAAUCGCGGAGAUACAUGAAAGCCGCACGAAGCUGGAGCAGGAUCUGCGGGCGCAGGCCUCGGACAAUCGAGAGAUUGACAAGCGCAUGAACAGCCUCAAGCCUGAUCUCAUGCAGCUGCGCAAGAUCAGGGACCAGUACCUCGUGUGGCUCACCCAGAAAGGUGCCCGACAGAGGAAGAUCAACGAGUGGCUGGGAAUCAAGAAUGAGACUGAGGACCAGUAUUCACUGAUGGAGGAUGAGGACGCCCUCCCCCACCAUGAGGAGCGCACGUGGUACGUGGGCAAGAUCAACCGCACACAGGCGGAGGAGAUGCUGAGUGGCAAACGAGACGGGACCUUCCUCAUCCGAGAGAGCAGCCAGCGGGGCUGUUACGCAUGCUCUGUGGUGGUGGACGGCGACACGAAGCACUGUGUCAUCUACCGCACGGCCACUGGCUUUGGCUUCGCAGAGCCCUAUAACCUGUACGGAUCCCUGAAGGAGCUGGUAUUGCACUACCAGCACGCAUCACUUGUGCAGCACAAUGACGCGCUCACCGUCACCCUCGCACACCCUGUGCGUGCCCCCGGGCCUGGCCCGCCCCCUGCAGCACGCUGAGCGCCCCACCUCGCCUGCCUCCCUGUCCAUGUCUGUCUUCUAAUCCCUUCCCCUGGUGAACACACGCAGGAUGCCAUCCUCCCGCUGCGUCUGCCAUGUUUACAGAGGCUGCGGGGCCACUGGCCUGGGCGCCCCGAGUUCUUCAAGCCAUAUCUCCGAUUUAGAAAGGAACUGUGCUAGGUGGUUUCCAGGAACUCAGCCCUGGACACUUGGGGCUGGGCGGGACCCGCCCCGUGGACCCCAACUUCCCCUCUUAAGGUCGAAGUGAAACCAGUCACGGGGUUACCCCGCAGCUGCCGAGAAGCUCCCCCUCUGGAGGGCAAAAUACAAACUAGCCCUCGUCCAGGCCCUGCGCUGUUCUCCUGACUGUGCAAUGCCUCCCCUUUGGGACAAGGGCCCUGAGUGUGUCCCUGCUCCCUGAACCCCAUACCUGCCCAGGGUUGAUGGGCAGCAGGUUUUGUACGGUACGUUUAUUGAUACGAAUAUGAAACAUUGUACCUGUUGA